AUGAAGACCUUCCUUACCAUCCUUCUCGCUCUUCCGGCUGUCUUUGCCGCACCAGCAGCCAAGGCUGGAAGACAGGUUAAAGCUUGCGCUUGUGCCAACGCCGCUGGCCAAACAAAAAUCGACGGCUACUGUCCAUACAUCGCAGGCAGCAAUGUCAACGUCGAUGGACAGGAUUAUUGCUUCCCCGCUGCCACUUGGUCGGAGUACAUGGACACCCGCUUUACUGCCGAGUUCUGUCCCGGGUACUACCCAGGCUACCCCAACCCAGUCUGCAAGACUGUCACGGUCUGCCCGUUGAUUGGCGAUUACCAGAAGAUCUGCUAA
Fusarium fujikuroi IMI 58289 is the source of this 324-nucleotide messenger RNA. RefSeq lists its product as uncharacterized. The record is from RefSeq and is a predicted model, not a curated record. NCBI's taxonomy places the organism in Eukaryota, Fungi, Ascomycota, Sordariomycetes, Hypocreales, Nectriaceae. The transcript is spliced from 2 exons. Bases 1 to 324 code for a protein of 107 amino acids.